AUGGUCUCUCAAAAGUCAAAUGUCAAACCACCUAAAAGUGAGGAUCGUACUUUGCCACACCACAAAUCAACUCAUACAUGCAACAUACAACGUGCUACUUUUUCCAAUGAUACAUCCAGUAGUCCUCGUUUAAAACAACAUCAGCCACAUGUAACAACAAUGGCGACAUCAAAAAUUGAAAAACCUUCGAAAAUGUCUCGACCAACACGCCAUGUGAAAUUUCAACAAGAUUACUCUUCUCAUCAAUUCCAAUGGCAUUCAUAUCAUCAUGGAAAUAAACAACAUGUCGAGUCUGCUAGAGCAUGUGAUGAAGCUUCGACACCCUCGUCAUCAUCCACUCACAUGCAUGAAAAAACAUGUGCCUACCGAGAAGGUCAUCGCCAUGCAUCGAAGCAUCAUACACCGCAUGCAUGUUCUUCGUCCAUGAAACCACAAUCAUGCACUCCUGAUGCUGAAAGACAACGUUAUUUGGAAUUACAACAAUCGUUGGCCGUCUUUUUUGGGUUUGUCAUGGGAAUUUUGAGAGGAAGUGAAUACAUGUGUCAGGAGGAUCAAAGACAUGUUGAAAAACUUCAUUCAAAUCAGAUGAUGUCAAUGCCAUUGAAAACAGCUUUGAAUUUUGGUAAUAAGGAAACGAAUUUGAAUGACAUGCAACAACCAUUAUCAUCGAACACAACGAAUGACCAUAUUCAACAACAAAUUUUACAACCAUCCAAUCCUUUCACUGCAGAUAGUAAUGAUAUUACUACUGUUAGUUCUGUAUUAACUAAUAAUCAAACGACAUGCAUGUCAACAUUGCCCACAAAGACAACACCACAUGCAUCGAAUCAAAAUGAUUCUUCCAAGAGACAUGCACGAACGUCCAUUUCCAUACGAGAAUUGUUGAAUUUGAAUGAAGAAUAA
Naegleria lovaniensis is the source of this 903-nucleotide messenger RNA. RefSeq lists its product as uncharacterized. Bases 1 to 903 code for a protein of 300 amino acids. Lineage: Eukaryota; Heterolobosea; Eutetramitea; Acrasida; Naegleriidae. The record is from RefSeq and is a predicted model, not a curated record. The transcript has a single exon.